Molecule: messenger RNA, 1179 nt
Organism: Sphaeroforma arctica JP610
Lineage: Eukaryota; Ichthyosporea; Ichthyophonida
Exons: 8
Coding region: 1-798 (265 amino acids)
Biological process (GO): ubiquitin-dependent protein catabolic process
Cellular component (GO): cytoplasm; nucleus; proteasome regulatory particle, lid subcomplex
Molecular function (GO): ubiquitin binding; proteasome binding; endopeptidase activator activity
Source: RefSeq, a predicted model, not a curated record
AUGCACUUCUGCUGGCAAGAUCGCAAGAAUAAUAAGUGCGAUGAGGAUUCAGACCUGAUUGUAUUCCCCGAAGAAGCCGUAUUCUCCAAAGUGAAGCAGACUGAGCAACGAAUCUUCAUGCUGACGUUCAAAACAUCUAACAAACGAAUGUUCUUUUGGAUGCAACAGGCGGACGAUACCGAAGAUGAUCUACUGGUGAAGAAGGUCAAUUUCCUUCUGAAUAACCCCCCACUCCCUGAUGCAGACCCCGAAACCAUCUUUGACUCUCUCAACGAAACUGAAGAGGCGCCAGCCGAAGAGACUACGCCAGCCACAGACGCUUCAGAAGACACUGAAAUGGCCGAGGCCUCCACACCACCCGCUAACGUAGACAGGGAAACAUCUGCUGCCACGGUCGAUGCUGCUACUACUGACCAGAUGGCGGCCUUCUCAGCGCUACUUUCUUCCAUAAAACUCCCCGAUACCACAAACCUCACUGACACGUUGACUCUAGAAGCCAUGGAGAACCUCUUUAGAGAUGAUUCUGCAUUAGAAACGCUCAAGCCCUCCUUACCCGAGCCCCACACACCGGAAAAUAUGCACGCCGUCAUCCGUAGCCCUCAAUUUGUCCAGGCCUUGAAUGCCUUCAAUGCUGCCCUGAAAUCUGGUGACUUGCCUCUAGAGUCUGUUGGCGUAUCGGGGGUAGAAGUCCAAGGAAGGACAGGUGUGGACGCCUUUCUAUCCGCGCUUCAAGCAGAGGAAGACAAUAAGAAGAAAUCUGCCAGCGAGAAACAGAGUGACCAUUUGGAAACAGAAUGAGACACUAUCCGAAGGGAUGCAAUACAUGUGAAACACUGUACCAAUGAUCUAUGAUGAAUGACAUGGGUGCACGACAGUUGCCGUCUGUUUCGUGUAUAAUUUUUGCAUUGUUUCUCAAAAACACACGUUAGUCUUGAAAUUGACGUAUUAUUUUGUAUUCAGAUAUAAUCUACUAGCACAUCGCCAGUUUAAUGAAUAAGAGCAAUUCGCACAUUCCGAAGCUUUAGGCUUUCUAUACAGGGAAUCGAGUUGUAUUUUACUUUAUACCUCAUUUAUUUAUAAACCUUUCUCAAUCUGACUCGGGCCUUGAUAUGCCUCGCUCCUCAUGACCCCGGACCAGACAGUUUGAUCAGUCGGAUGAUCACGUCGACCAAAUUCAGC